GUGCAGAAGCCGCUGUGCCAGCAGGUCUGGUACCACGGGGCCAUCCCGCGCUCGGAGGUGCAGGAGCUGCUGACCUGCAGCGGGGAUUUCCUGGUGCGGGAGAGCCAGGGCAAGCAGGAGUACGUGCUCAGCGUGCUGUGGGACGGGCAGCCCCGGCACUUCAUCAUCCAGGCUGCCGACAACAUAUACCGGCUGGAGGGCGAGGGCUUCCCCACCAUCCCGCUGCUCGUCGAGCACCUCCUGAGGGAUGUGGGCCUGGGGCAGGCGGGGGGACAGCUCACCGCCUUCGGUGUCUGCUCGCUGCAGGACAAAUGGGUGCUCAACCAUGAAGACGUGCUGCUGGGGGAGCGCAUUGGCCGGGGUAACUUUGGAGAGGUGUUCAGCGGCCGCCUGCGUGCUGACAACACCCCCAUCGCUGUGAAAGCCUGCCGGGAAACCCUCCCACCUGAACUCAAGGCCAAGUUCCUGCAGGAAGCCAGGAUCCUCAAACAGUACAACCACCCGAACAUCGUCCGGCUCAUUGGCGUCUGCACCCAGAAGCAGCCCAUUUACAUUGUCAUGGAGCUGGUGCAGGGUGAGUGGGACCUGGCCGCUCGCAACUGCCUGGUGACGGAGAAGAACACCCUGAAGAUCAGCGACUUUGGGAUGUCGCGGGAAGAGGAGGAUGGUGUCUACGCCUCCACGGGGGGGAUGAAGCAGAUCCCCGUCAAGUGGACUGCCCCUGAAGCACUCAAUUAUGGCCGAUACAGCUCGGAGAGCGAUGUCUGGAGCUUCGGGAUCCUGCUGUGGGAAGCCUUCAGCCUGGGCGCUGUCCCCUACGCCAACCUCAGCAACCAGCAGACGCGAGAGGCGGUGGACCAGG
Molecule: messenger RNA, 862 nt
Organism: Cariama cristata (Red-legged seriema)
Lineage: Eukaryota; Metazoa; Chordata; Aves; Cariamiformes; Cariamidae
Gene: FES
Product: FES proto-oncogene, tyrosine kinase
Exons: 7
Biological process (GO): chemotaxis; protein phosphorylation; regulation of mast cell degranulation
Molecular function (GO): ATP binding; protein tyrosine kinase activity
Source: RefSeq, a predicted model, not a curated record